AAACUGAGUUGUCCAUAAGAAAGGAAUAGGAAAAAAAAGUUGCUUUUGUUGUAAUUUCCUUCUUAUUUCUUUAAAGAAAAUACAUGGAACCGUGAAGAAAAGUUAUUUAGAUUAUUUUCUUAAAUAAAUUAAAAGGGAAUUUAAUGAAAAAUCUUUUUAAAAUGGAGUGCUAAACUAAGCAAGAGCGCUUAAGGACAAAGCGCUACUUGAAUAGCGACAGCCGAGGUAGGAAAUGAGAAAAGAAAAAGUUGAAAAAAUCCAAUCUAAGGAGAACACAAAGACCCAAAACGUUAUUGGAGAGCGGCGGAUAACGCGUAUUUUAAAGUAGAACUGGUAGAGCGGUUUGAAUGCAAUUUAGGCAAGUGGUAAGUGGCACUAAUGGUGGUAACACUCAUCAUCAUCAACAGCAACAACAGCAUCAGCAGCAACAGCAGCAAGGUUCCGCAGCUCAUACACCAUCUGAAAUUCCAAUACCAUUUAUGCAUUUGGCUGGUGUCAGUGCCGAAGCUCACGCUGCCGCUCAGGCUGCAGCAAUGGCCGCUGCUCAGGCGGCCGCUGUGCAGGCAGCAGCGGCCGAACAACAACAACAGCAGCAGCAACAAUCGAAUGGUGGUGGCAAUACAGCAUCAUCCGGCACCACUCUGGCUCAUCACCACGCCAUAUUGCAACAGCAUCAGCUCGCACAUUUAGUGGCCACUGCGGCACACAGUCCCGCGCUUUCUGAACAGCAUUUUAUUGCCCGUGAAGCUAACACUUUGACUAAUGGUCAUAACAGUACGCCUACGCCUACAACACCUGGACCUGAAAAGCCAUUUCAAUGCAAUGUGUGCGAAAGGCGAUUCCGCCAAUUGAGUACACUAACCAAUCACGUAAAGAUUCAUACCGGAGAGAAACCGUACAAAUGUAAUGUUUGUGAUAAAACUUUUCGUCAGUCGUCCACUUUAACGAAUCACCUGAAAAUACAUACCGGCGAGAAGCCAUUCAAUUGUACCUAUUGCCCGAAAAAUUUUCGUCAAUUGAGCACACUGACGAAUCAUUUAAAAAUACAUACCGGUGAAAAACCGUUUGAAUGUGCCGUCUGCAAGAAACAAUUUCGUCAAUCGAGUACACUUAAUAAUCACAUAAAAAUUCAUGUUAUGGAUAAAGUUUAUGUGCCCGUUAAGAUCAAAACCGAAGAGGAGGAAGGAUGACUAGAGGAUAUGAUGGUGGUUG
This is a messenger RNA of Glossina fuscipes, 1212 nucleotides long. RefSeq names its product adult enhancer factor 1 (gene Aef1). The record is from RefSeq and is a predicted model, not a curated record. The coding region runs from base 348 to 1190 and encodes 280 amino acids. The transcript has 4 exons. Gene Ontology annotation, biological process: regulation of transcription by RNA polymerase II. Gene Ontology annotation, molecular function: RNA polymerase II cis-regulatory region sequence-specific DNA binding; DNA-binding transcription factor activity, RNA polymerase II-specific. NCBI's taxonomy places the organism in Eukaryota, Metazoa, Arthropoda, Insecta, Diptera, Glossinidae.